Messenger RNA from Verruconis gallopava, 906 nucleotides. RefSeq lists its product as uncharacterized. Lineage: Eukaryota; Fungi; Ascomycota; Dothideomycetes; Venturiales; Sympoventuriaceae. The transcript has 5 exons. The record is from RefSeq and is a predicted model, not a curated record. Gene Ontology annotation, molecular function: oxidoreductase activity, acting on NAD(P)H, oxygen as acceptor. The coding region runs from base 1 to 906 and encodes 301 amino acids. Gene Ontology annotation, cellular component: intracellular anatomical structure.
AUGGCUACCGUCAAUCUCGAUUCCUCCGUCGCCCCUGUUUCAUCGACCUCAGACCGUGGGAAAAAUGGAGUUGUUCUAGGAACUCCCUUAGUCGUUAAUCCCUUAGAAAUACAUUCAAAUGCCCCGAAGAAUGUGUCGAUACCUCAAGAGUGGAGCCCGCGGUAUCGACUAGUGCUUGGAAAAGCACUAGCUACUAGCGGUGCGCAUCUAGCAAUUGUAGAUAUCAACAUCGAAGAAUCCAAGAGCCAAGCUGCUCAUCUCGAGGGCUUGUUCAAGGAACUGAACCCCAAUGAGACAAACCCAAUCAAAAUUACUGCUCACUUUGCAGAUGUCUCAGAUACUGUAUCUGUAAACGCUGCUGUCGAGGAAAUCAUAGCGGCUCACGGCAGGAUCGAUAAUCUCAUCAGCGGAGCUGCCAUCAUUGAUAAUAUCUCUGCGGUCUAUUAUCCCAUUGAGCGAGCUAAGAAGAUCUGGGCUGUCAACGUUGACGGCUCCUAUCUCUUUUCAGUCGCAGUCGCCAAGCAUCUAAUGGAGCGCAACUCUCAAGGAAGCAUCCUACUUAUCGGUAGCAUGUCAGGAAGCGUUGUGAACGUGCCUCAAGUACAAACUCCGUACAAUGUCUCAAAGGCCGCGGUUCGACAUAUGGCUGCAUACUUGGCCGUAGAAUGGGCCCCGUUUGGCAUUCGUGUGAACUGUUUGAGCCUAGGAUACAUAAUUACCGAUUUGACACAAAAGAUAAUAGACGCGAGGCCUGAUCUUAAUGAAAGAUGGACGUCAUUGACUCCGCAAGGGAGAUUGGGUACUCCUGAAAACCUGACUGGGGCCAUGACUUUCUUAUUGUCGGAUGCGUCCUUAUAUGUAACAGGAGCCGACCUAAGAGUCGAUGGUGGUUAUACCGUUGUUUGA